Corylus avellana is the source of this 1803-nucleotide messenger RNA. The record is from RefSeq and is a predicted model, not a curated record. Lineage: Eukaryota; Viridiplantae; Streptophyta; Magnoliopsida; Fagales; Betulaceae.
AUGGGGGGAAUUGGCAAGACCACCCUUGCUCAGCUUGUAUAUAAGGACAAUAGGGUGAAGGAACAUUUUGACCUUCAAUCAUGGGUAUGUGUUUCAGAUGAUUUUGAUGUGUUUGGAGUAACUAAAACAGUUCUAGAGUCAGUGACUUCGUCAACUUGUGAUAUGAAGGAUCUAAAUCUGCUUCAAGUUAGACUACAGCAGAAAUUGAUGGGGAAGAAAUUCCUACUUGUUUUAGAUGAUGUUUGGAAUGAGAAUUAUGCUGAUUGGGAGGUCUUAAGUAAUCCAUUUAAAAUUGGGGCACCAGGAAGUAUAGUCCUUGUAACUACACGCAAUGGCAGUGUUGCAUCAAUCAUGAACGCUCUUCCAACUGAUCAUCUAAAGCCGUUAGUGGAAGGAGAUUGUUGGUCACUAUUUGCAAAAUAUGCAUUCCAUGAUGACGAAUUUGAUGCACGUCGAGAGCUAGAAGUAAUAGGUAGACAAAUUGUGAAAAAAUGUGAAGGUCUACCUUUAGCAGCGAAGACAAUUGGGGGUCUCUUGCGUUCUAAACUAGAUGUUGAUGAAUGGCAGAGGAUAUUGAAGAGCGAAUUAUGGGAUUCGUCAUUUGAUAAGACAAAUAUUUUUCCGGCUCUAAGAUUAAGUUAUAAAUAUCUUCCAUCACAUCUAAAGCAAUGUUUUGCUUAUUGUUCAAUAUUUCCCAAGGAUUGUGUUUUAGUAAAAGAUGAAGUAGUCUUAUUAUGGAUGGCAGAAGGUUUCUUAGAAGAAACUAAAAACAAAAGAAUGGAAGAGGUUGGUGAAGAUUACUUCCUUGAUUUGGCAUCAAGAUCAUUGUUGGAACAAUCAAGUGGCAAUAAAUCAAGUUUUGUAAUGCAUGAUCUUGUCAACGACUUGGCAAAAUUUGUGUCUGGGCAAUUUACCUUUAGAUUGGAGGUUGACAAUUCUCCCGAAAUUGUGAACAGGAUUCGUCAUUUGUCGUAUUUUAGAAACGAAUUUGAUAACUUUAAGAGAUUUGGCGUUCCUUACGAGGCUACUCGAUUGCACACAUUCUUGCCAUUGGAGCUGAUGCCAUCGGAUAAUUCCUACUUCUACUUGACAAAAAAAAUACCACUUGAUUUCUUGCCCAAUCUAAGAUGCUUGCGGGUGCUCUCUCUAUCUCACUAUCGAAAUAUGACUGAGUUACCUGAAUCAAUUGGCAAAAUGAAGCAUCUACGUUAUUUGAACCUUUCUUUCACUACAAUUAAAAGGUUGCCUGAUUCCAUAUGUAAGCUGUGCAAUUUGCAAACAUUAAAUUUAUCAGGUUGUAAAGAUCUUUCAAUAUUACCAAGUGAUGUUGGGAAACUCGUUAAUUUACGUCAUCUUGAUAUUACUGGAACUGUCAUAAAGGAGAUGCCAAUGCAGCUAGGUAGACUAAAAUGUUUACAAACAUUAACUAAAUUUAUCAUUAGCAAACAAAAUGGGGCUUGCAUUGAAGAGUUGGGAAAACUUACAAAUCUUCGAGGAAGGCUUUCUAUUUUAGAGCUCCAAAACGUUGUACCUCCUACUGAUGCUUUGAAAGCAUGCUUGAAUGAUAGAAAGUACCUUGAAGAGUUGGUGUUGGAAUGGAAUGCAUUGGAUUCUAAUAUUUCAGAAUGUCAAAGAUCUGUACUUCACAAUCUCCGGCCCCAUAAUAACUUGAAAAGUCUCACCAUCAACAAUUAUGGCGCCGGAAGUCUUCCAGAUUGGGUUGGGGAUCAUUCAUUCUCUAACAUAACAUUCCUACGCCUAGAAAACUCAAUUCUUCAUCAGUUCGGCCAUUUGGAGCCUUGA